This is a messenger RNA of Sorex araneus (European shrew), 2036 nucleotides long. RefSeq names its product class I histocompatibility antigen, Gogo-B*0103 alpha chain-like. Gene Ontology annotation, molecular function: peptide antigen binding; signaling receptor binding. Lineage: Eukaryota; Metazoa; Chordata; Mammalia; Eulipotyphla; Soricidae. Bases 281 to 1528 code for a protein of 415 amino acids. Gene Ontology annotation, biological process: immune response; antigen processing and presentation of endogenous peptide antigen via MHC class I via ER pathway, TAP-independent; positive regulation of T cell mediated cytotoxicity. The transcript is spliced from 8 exons. Gene Ontology annotation, cellular component: external side of plasma membrane. The record is from RefSeq and is a predicted model, not a curated record.
AAGGUUAAAGGAAUUGGGGGAUGCCCGGUUCCCACUGUUUCAGCCCGCCGUGGGGUCUCCGAUUGCGUGCCGGAAUUAGUUCAGUGGGCUGCUUGGAGUCCAAGUGCGCUUCCUUGGGCUCUUACGUCAUGCUCGCUCAGCGGCAGGGUCCAAAGGUCCUUGACUCAGCAAUCCUCACUCCCAUUGGGCGUCGCUGUCUAGAUCAGCCAAUCAGCGUCCGUGACGCUCCCAGUUAUGAAUUGACUGGAGAGGGAGUCAGAACCCGCCUGCUUCCUUAAGUAUGUGGGAGCCGCGACCCCUCCUGCUGCUGCUUUUGGGGGCCCUGGCCCUGACCCAGACCCGGGCGGGCCCCCACUCCCUCUGGUACUUCUCCACCGCCGUGUCCCGGCCCGGCGGGGAGCCCCGCUUCAUCGCCGUCGGCUACGUGGACGACACGCAGUUCGUGCGCUUCGACAGCGACUCGGCGAGUCCGAGGAUGGAGCCGCGGGCGCCGUGGGUGGAGCAGGAGGGACCCGAGUACUGGGAGGGGGAGACGCGGAAAGUCAAGGACGCCGCACAGACUUUCCGAGGGAGCCUGAACACCGCGCUCGGCUACUACAACCAGAGCGAGGCGGACUCUCACACCAUCCAGUGGAUGUACGGCUGCGACGUGGGGUCCGACGGGCGCCUCCUGCGCGGGUACAGUCAAUACUCCUACGACGGCGCCGACUACGUCGCCCUGAACGAGGACCUGCGCUCCUGGACGGCGGCGGCGGGCACGCAGGCUUGGAGAACCCAGCGCAAGUGGGAGCAGUGGGGUGAGGUUGAGUACCGCAGGAACUACCUGGAGAACAUCUGCGUGGAGUGGCUCCUCAGAUACCUGGAGAACGGGAAGGACACGCUGCUGCGCGCAGAAGCCCCCAGAAGCCACAUCACCCGCCACCCCUUCUCUGACCGGGAGGUCACCCUGAGGUGCUGGGCCCUGGGCUUCUACCCUGCCGACAUCACCCUGACCUGGCAGCGUGAUGGGGAGGACCUGACCCAGCACACAGAGCUGGUGGAGACCAGGCCUGCAGGGGAUGGAACCUUCCAGAAGUGGGCGGCUGUGGUGGUGCCUUCUGGAGAGGAGCAGAGAUACACGUGCCGUGUGCAGCACCAGGGGCUGCCGGAGCCUGUCACCCUGAGAUGGGAGCCCCCUUCUCAGCCCACCAUCCUCACUGUGGGCAUCAUUGUCGGCCUGGCUCUCCUCGGGGCUGUGGUCACUGGAGCUGUGGUGGCAGCUGUGAUCAGCAGGAGGAAGCGCUCAGUGUUCAGAGUUCUGAUGCCUCCCAGGGUUUCCGGGCCUAGAGAGCUGCUCUGUGGGCUCAGGACCCAGUGCUCUCCCCGACCUUGCCUCGGCUGUUUCCUUCCGCAGGUGAGGAAGGAGGACAGUACACUCAGGCUGCAAACAGCGACAGUGCCCAGGACUCUGAUGAGUCUCUCUCGAACCCUAGAGUGUGAGACAGCUGCCCCUCUGGGUUCCUCACAUUCCAAAGUUGUGACCCAAUAACUGCUGAUUUGGGGCUGGAGUGAUAGCACAGCGCGUAGGGCAUUUGCCUUGCAUGCAGCCAACCUGGGUUCGAUUCCCAGCGUCCCAUAUGGUCCCCUGAGCACCGCCUGGAGUAAUUCCUGAGUGCAGAGCCAGGAGUAACUCCUGAGCAUCACCAGGUGUGACCCAAAAAGAAAAAAAAAAAGAACUGCUGAUUCUCCUUCUGCCCUGGGACCUGAGUGUGUCUGUGUCCUGUCACACACUGUGAGGGGGGAGACUGGCAAACCCCUGCCCACCAGACCCUCCACACUGACCUGCGUUCUCUCCCUGAUGCUCUGGGCUGUGCCAGCAGAGACAGGACUCAGCUGUCUCCAUCUGUGUUAGCUUCUUGUUUUCCUGAAUAAUGUUUCUCCCUUACUGAAACCAGCAUCUGAUUUGCAUUUUUCUAAUUCCUGUUUUGUGGGGUUGAGGGUUAAUAAAGGAAAUCCCUGAAAUUUGAGUAGAAAAAAAUAAAAAUCUUGAGACUUUC